Xiphophorus couchianus (Monterrey platyfish) is the source of this 5095-nucleotide messenger RNA. RefSeq names its product itchy E3 ubiquitin protein ligase b (gene itchb). NCBI's taxonomy places the organism in Eukaryota, Metazoa, Chordata, Actinopteri, Cyprinodontiformes, Poeciliidae. Gene Ontology annotation, molecular function: protein binding; ubiquitin protein ligase activity. The transcript has 26 exons. Bases 329 to 2971 code for a protein of 880 amino acids. Gene Ontology annotation, cellular component: cytoplasm. Gene Ontology annotation, biological process: protein K48-linked ubiquitination; protein K29-linked ubiquitination; proteasome-mediated ubiquitin-dependent protein catabolic process. The record is from RefSeq and is a predicted model, not a curated record.
UUCGAUCACGUGACGAGAGCUCACGAAGAUGGUGGAAGUUUCUUCUUCCUCUGAGUGAGACACCCCGACAGAAACCCAAACAUCCAGUCGGACCAGAGCUGGGGGAACGUUCCAGCGCCGCCAAAAACAUCCUUCAAGCCUCCAUUUGGUUCUCGAGUGGGUUAGUGUGAGCAGACAGAAGUGUGGAUGAAUGGAGUCUUUUCUAUAGCUGUGUGCUCUGUCUGAAUGUAGCUGUGAGCGCACAAGUCCUGCAGAGACAGCAGCAAGCGGUGAAACUUCCAUUCCAUUCACCUGAAGGCUUGACUGGCCCUCUUCCCAGCCCUAUGUCAUGGCUAGUGGAGUCGCCAAGUCAAGCACCUCCAAUGGGUACCCACCGAAGGCACAGCUACAGAUCACUGUGCUAUCAGCAAAACUGAAAGAAAACAAGAAGAACUGGUUUGCUCCCAGUCCUUAUGUAGAAGUGACAGUCGACGGGCAAUCCAAGAAAACAGAGAAAUGCAACAACACUCACAGUCCCAAAUGGAAACAGCCGCUCACUGUGAUCGUGACUCCAUUCAGCAAACUGGUGUUUCGUGUGUGGAGCCACCAGACCUUGAAGGCAGACGUGUUUUUAGGUAUGGCCAUGCUGGACAUCAGCGAGACUCUCAAGUCCAACGACAUGAAAAUUUCCGAUCUGGUGCAGUCACUCCAGCUGCACGCUGACAGAGAGCACUCAGACAUGGUGGGGGACCUGUCCGUCUGUCUGGACGGAAUGACGGUGGACCCAGAAAUGUUCGCCUCAGCAGAAGCCGACCACUACAGUACAUCUAAUGGAGAAUCAUCACAGCACAAUGGGGAUCCUGCUGUAAGGUCAAGUCGAGACAGCUCUCCAGCUGUGGACACUGAUCACAGAUCCUCUCCCAGCACCCAGAGGACAGUGAGCAGCAAAGGGUCUCCAUCAGUGGGAGGACGGCCCGCCCGACCACCCAGACCCUCCAGGCCUCCUCCCCCAACGCCCCGCAGACCAACUGCUUCACCAGCCUCUUCUACCAAUGGGAUGGCUCCCACAGAGACUAGCCAGGGCCAGGCAGCCUCUGAUACACCGGUGCGGACCCCGGGGCCCUCAUCUGCUCCGGACUCAAGCCCAUCGACGUCCUCAAAUAGGAGCUCCAUGCCCGCCUCCACAACCGGAGGCGCAGCGACCAGACAGCCGACCACGCCUUCCCUCCCACCCAGAGCACCAUACGCCAACGUUGGACCAUUGCCUCCUGGAUGGGAGCAGAGGGUGGAUCAGAAUGGCAGGUUGUAUUACGUGGAUCACAUUGAAAAGAGAACAACAUGGGAACGUCCUGAGCCGCUGCCCCCUGGGUGGGAGCGUCGUUUUGACCAGAUGGGCCGUGUGUACUUUGUUGAUCACAUCACGCGAACCACCACAUGGCAGCGGCCCACAGUGGAAACGGUGCGUAACUACGAACAGUGGCAACACCAGCAGAGCCAGCUGCAGGGCGCCAUGCAGCAGUUCAACCAGAGGUUUAUCUAUGGGGUUCAAGACCAGGCAGCAGCUACUCAGAAUAAAGAGUUUGAUCCUCUCGGCCCUCUGCCUGCUGGGUGGGAAAAGAGGACGGAUGGCAACGGAAGAGUUUACUUUGUCCAUCACCAGACCCGCUCAACUCAGUGGGAGGACCCUCGAACUCAGGGAUUACUGAACGAGAAGCCGCUUCCUGAAGGCUGGGAGAUGAGAUUCACCGUGGAUGGCAUUCCUUAUUUUGUAGACCACAACAGGAGAACGACUACCUACAUUGACCCUCGCACGGGGAAAUCCUCUCUUGAAAAUGGACCACGGAUCACUUAUGUUCGAGACUUCAAAGCCAAAGUUCAGUAUUUCAAAUUCUGGUGCCAGCAACUGUCUUUGCCUCAGCAUGUUAAAAUCACAGUAACGAGGAAAAACCUCUUUGAGGAUUCUUUCCAGCAGAUAAUGAGCAUUAACCCUCAGGAUUUGAGAAGGAGGCUUUGGAUCAUCUUCCCAGGAGAGGAAGGACUUGACUACGGAGGUGUUGCCAGGGAGUGGUUCUUCUUGUUGUCUCAUGAGGUUUUGAACCCCAUGUAUUGCCUGUUUGAAUACGCUGGUAAAGAUAACUACGGUCUCCAAAUCAACCCUGCUUCAGACAUCAACCCCGACCACCUCAAGUAUUUCAAGUUUAUUGGACGAUUCAUUGCAAUGGCUCUUUUCCACGGCAAGUUCAUCGACACUGGUUUCUCUCUGCCAUUUUACAAACGAAUGCUCAACAAACCUUUGACACUCAUUGAUCUGGAGUCAAUAGAUCCUGAGUUUUAUAACUCCCUCAUGUGGAUUAAGGACAAUGACAUCGAGGAGUGUGGGUUGGAAAUGUUCUUCUCAGUUGAUAAGGAAAUGCUUGGAGAAAUAUCCACCCAUGAGCUUAAAGAAGGCGGGGGAGACAUCCAAGUUACCGAGGAAAACAAGGAGGAGUACAUCAAGUUGGUAGCAGAGUGGCGGCUGUCCAGAGGAGUGGAAGAACAGACGCAGGCGUUCUUUGAGGGCUUCAAUGAGGUCCUCCCUCAGCAGUACCUGCAGUAUUUUGAUGCUAAAGAGCUCGAGGUCAUGCUGUGUGGCAUGCAGGAACUGGAUCUGGGAGAUUGGCAGAACAACACCAUCUACAGACACUACACUCGGACCAGCAAACAGAUCGUCUGGUUCUGGCAGUUGAUGAAGGAGAUGGACAACGAGAAGCGGAUGAGGCUGCUGCAGUUUGUAACCGGCACUUGUCGUCUGCCUGUGGGAGGCUUCGCCAACCUUAUGGGGAGCAACGGGCCACAGAAGUUCUGCAUUGAGAAGGUGGGAAAGGAAAACUGGCUGCCCAGAAGUCACACAUGCUUCAACAGAUUGGACUUGCCGCCCUAUAAGAGCUACGAACAACUCAAGGAGAAGCUGAUGUUCGCUAUUGAGGAGACGGAAGGAUUCGGACAGGAGUGAAAGGGAGACAAAGUGGGAAAACCCCGACAAUGUUUAAAUCAGGGAGCGCCAGCCUGCAGAAGCAGCAGGUGUUUGGGAGAGGCGACGCUCGUCUGCAUGCACCGGCUGGUGAGAUGGCUGCCAGCAUGUACAGUAGUCGGGAUCGGGGAAAUCCUCACAGCAAACCUCUCAUGGCUUCAUGAGCGGGAGCAGAAUUUCAUAUUCCUUCAAAACCAAAAUCCGAAGGCUGCCUUCCAAACGCGGUCGUCAUGUCAACGAGAGAAACUCAUGAGCGGGGGCACGAUCUGAAACGUAGAGGGCGUGGCUUUAAGUUUUCAACUUGGCUAAGUUCCCCCAAAACGAGUCGCUUUCUAAUCUGAGUCUGUACUAAUGAUUUAAAUGAUUCUUCCUCUCUUAAGUUAACAUUAAUGACUUUCAAAAGCUUCAAUAACAGACAAUCUUGGUGCUUCAGAGAUUUGGGAUUCCUUGCUUUUGUUUUGCGCUCUGGAUUAUGUCGUGUUUUGAGUCUGUGAAUCGAUGAAUGAUUGUGAACAGUGUUGUAACCUCCAUUAUUUUUUUUAAUGGUGGUGGCAAAUGUUAUAAAAACCAUUUAACUGGCCCUAGUUUUAUAGGGCUGGAGUCUGCACACUGUGAUCUGUAAUAACAGGACAAUAUGGAUUAGAGUAUUCUGGAAGAAUCUUAAUGUUCUUAACAGCUUUAAUGACCUUUUUUUGGUCUUUUAAUGUACAGAAAUAGUCUUAAUUAAACCAAUUACUUAAAAAUCCCCAGAAGACCAGAAGAAGGAUAAUACUGCAUCAAACCAAAUAAAAUGUAAUCCUAUGAGGCACUUGCAUUGCAACCCGGUUGUCUCUUUUAAACAUGUAGCAUUUGAAACAUGAACAAGUGUUUUCUUGCCUUAUUUUGACAUCUUUCACAACAGACCUCAAAAAGGAAGGGAUGCAAAUGUCGUUUUCAAAAGUCAGCAAUAACUGAGGAAAUUUAAAUCCCGCCUCUCUCCUUACACCUCUCAUUUAUAGCUCAUUAUGUCUGAACUUGUGAAAAAUAAUAUAUUUUAUUGUAACUGCAUUAAUGAGCACCCCUGGUGAAGAUGUGUGAAGCAGCUUUUAAAAUGAAUCAGAAAGCUUAGAGAAAUCUGUUGAGAGAUGUCAUUUAAAAGCAAAGUGUAAAUUUAAAAAUGCUUGUUAUGGCAUUUUAAAACAAAUGUUUAAGGAAACCAAUUGUGGUAAUUUUAUAAACGGAAAGUGAAAAGUAAUUGAACAUGAGAUAUAAACUGAAUCUAAACUGAAAGAUUAAAAGUCAAUUUUUCAGAUUCUUUAUGAAGAAUAUUUUACUGCAAAGAAAGCAGAAUUUAUUUUGAGGCUUUUUAAAUAUUUUUGUCCUGGGUGCCAAUAAAUCUGGAGUGCUGAAACUCCAGCACUCCAGAAAGUCAUGGCUUUUUUUUAAUCACCAAAAAACUUUUUCCUCACCAAGUGUUGAAGCUGAGGAAGAUUAUGUAAUAAAAUGAAACCUCGUGUUGUGAAGACUGUCUGUUUAAACUGUGUAGUCACACACUGAACCAGGAGAGGAAACUAACUGAUGAACUUUGGAUUCAAGAUGAAUUAUCAGUUUUUAGCCUUUCCCCCCCUCAGUCUCCCAGCCAACAGAAACAGUUGGUCAUGUGGUAAAAUAAUUCUCUCUGAUCAGACUGAUUCAUUCCCCCAUUGGAAUAAAUAAAUUGAUCAGAAAUGUCCAGGAGAAACUGAGGUAGGAAGAUUUAUUGGUAAUUUUAGUUAAGAGAACAACUGUAUGAAAGUAAUGGAUGUAUGAGGAUCAAAGGUCAAGUUGUGCUCAUUUUUGAAUUUUUCACAAUGGAAACUCUUGAACAUCGUAAACGAACAUAUAUGGAAAUAAAAAUAAAGAUGCUAAUAUUUGUUUAAAUAUUUUCCAGAAUCCUGGUUAAUCCAGCUAAACCACUGUCACUCCUGUACAGGACAAGAAGCUGUAAAUGGUGUUCAUAGCAAAGUUUCUAAACAUUUUAAAUACGAAGUUUAAGGCAAUGCUCUAUUUUCUUUUCUCUCUAACUGCUUAUGUACAUGAAAGAUGUGUAACAUAGGAAUUGUCACGUUAAUAAAUGAACUCAAAACA